ACAGCAACAACAACAACCACAAACUGACUGAGACUUGUCACAUAUCAGAACUAGACAGUUCACAUUCUCCCUCUUCAAAACAUGACAUUUAACCCCCUCCACCCUGUGGCCAUGAGAGAAGACUCAUCUCACGCCGAGCGCCUCAGCAACAGCAGCAGCAUUUUGGUCAACCCCCAGCAGUACCAUGCACAGCAAGAUAACAUGGACCUCCUGGUGCCCAGCUUCAGCCCCAGCUCUGCUCCCUCCUCCCCCACUGACACCCUCUCCAAGCUGGGCUUGAAAACCCCCGGGAGCCCCGGAAGUCCCACCAGUCCCAUGGCCAGGGAUCAGGUGAGUGCCAUCACAGUGGUGGCUCUACUCGACAAGCUGGUCAACAUGCUGGAGGCGGUGCAGGAGAACCAGCUGCGCAUGGAGCAACGCCAGGCUGACCUGGAGGGCGCCGUGCAGGGGGUCCAAGGCGACGUGACUCGCCUGUCCAAGAACCACACCAGCACGUCCAACAGCGUGAGCAAGCUGCUGGAGCGCUCGCACAAGGUCAACACCCACAUGAAGGAGGUGCGGGAGCGUCUGGACAAGCAGGCGUCGCAGGUGAAGCGGCUGGAGGCCAACCAUGGACACCUGCUCAAGAGGAACCAUUUCAAAGUACUCAUUUUCCAGGAAGACAACGAGAUCCCCUCCAGCAUGUCCAUCAAGGACUCCCCCAAGACCCACCAGGCCAGCCAGCUUGAGGACGACGCCCCUGCGGCACCUGCCCCGUCUGUCACCGGCAUAGAUGCCAACCGCUCUCAGGAGGAGGGUCUCCAUAACAUCAGCCUGUACUCCUCCUACAAUGACACCGGGGGUCUUCACGAGGACGACGAAGCCCUGGAGGGAGAGGCAGAGCUGGGCCUAGAAGCGGCCCUGCCCUCCUUCGAGAGAUCCAAAGCCGACCGGCUGAAGCGCUCCAGCCUGAAGAAGGUGGACAGCCUGAAGAAGGCCUUCUCGCGCCAAAGCAUUGAGAAGAAUAUGACCAGGAUCAGCACCAAGAUCGUGCCACCCGUGAGCCGUGAGAAGAUCAAGAAAAGCUUUACACCAAACCACCCUAAGAGUCUCGCCGCCAAGAGCUCUUCUUUCAAGGUGUCGCCCAUGACGUUCAAUGUGAAGAAGUUGCGAGGUGAAGGGGAGGCCUCGACACAGCCCGGAGGCUCGCCUAGCGGGCAAGCCCACAUGGAGAUCCCUCCCUUGGGUAGCAUGGAUGGGGAUCUGCCCUUGGCUGAGGUGUACUCCCAGGAAGGGCUGAGUGUGGAGGGGGGAGAGGAGCUAGCUAGUCCUUCUACCCCUGGGAGCGUGCAUGCCGAUUUGACCAUCAAUGGAGAAGCGGGGAGCCUUGAGUGUGAUCUGACCAUCGAUCGUCAACCGGGGCUUGCUCUCCCGGAGCAUGAGGAGGAAGAGGUUUAUGAUGAGGUAGAGGAGCAGGAAAGCCUGGUGGAGGUAAAGGACCCCAUACCUGCUGUAGAGCAAGCUUCAUAAUCUCAUCCCUCUCAUCUUUUGCUCCUCCACAUUCCCUGGGUAUUUUAUGUUAACAUGCCAAAACUGUAGUCAUCCCUCCAUCUUUCCAGCCUACCAAUUUCAAAAAAAUCUCAAGCCCCAGUGCUAACGAGCCCCUAACCAUUCCUGGCCCUCCAAUGCCUCCAGCCCUGCAUGUACAAUUGAUCCAAGAGAUCCACGGACAUAUCCCAGAUCACCAAGCUUCCAUUUCAGAGAUCCUAAUUUAUCAAGAGCGAUCAAGAUAUCCUGCAUCAGUUUCUCCUGCCUGGUCUGUAUAGCUACCUACCCUUCUUUGGGGCUACCUUAGGAAAAGAUCCAGCAAGCCAAGCGACUAUAACUCACCUUCCCAACUGGAACCUAGGCUUCUGAACAGCACAUCUCCAGGAUGCUGAGCCAACUCACUCUCUCUGUUUAUCUGUCUUUGCAUGGGCCUCUCAGUCUGACGGAUAGUCUCUUUGAUCUCCUGCCUCGCUUGAAUGCCGGUAAAUCCUUGGCAAAGAGGUUAGAGCCCACAGCUUGGGAAGGGUAGCCCAUUGCCAGGUUGUCUGGGCAUUGGUAUGGGGCGGUAGCUAUGUUUCUAAAGCAAGGUCGGUGUAAGGCUGAGGUUUGUGACAUGCAUUUGACCCAGGUCUGGAUGUAACCAUAUAACCCGAGUGCAGGGUAAAAAUGGAGCCAUAACAUUAAGGCAAUUUCAUGCCAUCCCUACUUUAGUUCAUAUAUUUGCCAUAAUAUAUAUACUCAUCAGACCUCUCAUGACAAAAACAGCUUGAAAGUGGUAAGUUAAGGGAGGGUAAGUUGAUAUCUCUGUAUUAGGGUAAGGUCUACUGGGAGCACUAUUGAGACAGAGGAUGACUUGGGACCUUAAGGCUCUACAAACUCGGACAUUCCUAAACACCCUAUAUCAGGGCAACCAUAAUCUUACGUUUAUGUAUAUAUUUGAUUAUAGGGAGUUAAAUAUCAGUAGGCAUAACGACUUAUAUAAAAUCAUAUUUGAGUACUGUCACCUGACUUUCAUAAAUAUACUGUAAAAAUUGUAAUGUUGGAGUUGAUUACGUGUGCAUUCGGUGCACCUAAAGUUGGCAUAGCACUCACAUAAGCAAUGUUGACACAUUCCUAUAUGGUUGAAACACACAUGCACACAAACACUAGAUUAACUAGCACACAUUUACAGAGGCACCCACAAAGACAAUCACACACACAGUCAUACACGCACGGAAUUCUUCAAACUUACACUGGCUGUUGUGGGUAAUUGCCAUGCUGGAGUGAGGAAUUCCUGUUUUGGAAGCCCUGUUGAAAAAAACAGCAUAGACCAGCAUAGGCUGGUGACCAGCCUUCAUUGUUUGGACACUGGUCACCAGCAUUCCAGCAUAUGGUGGCCACCCGCAAAACCCGCAUCAAGUUACGUUAUGCUGGAUUUGCAAAAUGAUGUCUAAUUCCUAAUGGAAUCCAGCCUGAACGGGGAUAUCCAACAAUUUGAAUGUUUAUUCACCCACGAUUUGCAUUCAGAAUGAUUGCCAGGGUUUUGCCCUCAAAACAUCAAAUCAAUCUUUAUUUAUACAGCACAUUUCAGACAUGGAAUGCA
Oncorhynchus gorbuscha (pink salmon) is the source of this 3109-nucleotide messenger RNA. Its product is annotated as caveolae-associated protein 2-like. The transcript has 2 exons. Gene Ontology annotation, cellular component: caveola; cytoplasm. Gene Ontology annotation, molecular function: protein kinase C binding. NCBI's taxonomy places the organism in Eukaryota, Metazoa, Chordata, Actinopteri, Salmoniformes, Salmonidae. The coding region runs from base 82 to 1509 and encodes 475 amino acids. The record is from RefSeq and is a predicted model, not a curated record.